AUGACUUCGAAUCGUUAUGAGGAAGAUGAUCUAUCCGAUAUGUAUCAGUUGUGUGAAGUUAUCAGAUUGCAGGAAACCGGACCUAAAGAAGCUAAUAAAUCUUUAAGAAAUGUUUUUAAAUAUGGUGACACACAUUCUCAGCUUCGUGGUCUCACUAUUUUAAAGGCAUUGGUUGAUAACUGUGGUGAAAGUUUUCAAGCUCAUUUAUAUGACAGUGUGAAUCAUAAAGCUGGCUUUUCUAGGAGAAAUUCUAGUACAAGGCCGGUACCUCAAAUUCCAUCUUCCACAAGUUCUAAAGCGAGACGAGAAAGUUUGGAUAAAUCUAAUAAUAAAGGACCACAGUCUCCUACCUAUUCACCAGAAAAA
Dentiscutata heterogama is the source of this 366-nucleotide messenger RNA. The record is from the annotation of a GenBank genome assembly. Lineage: Eukaryota; Fungi; Glomeromycota; Glomeromycetes; Diversisporales; Gigasporaceae.